GUUCGAUUCGCGACAAUGUGAGGGUAGCUCGAUCGCUCGAACAUAUUGUCGACUUCAAUGUGGUCGAUACCACGGCUGCUGAGCCUUGCGGCCCUGCUGGUCCAGACGCAAGCACUCUACUUCUACAUUGACGGGCCAACGCAGAAAUGCUUCUUCGAGGAGCUACCAAAGGACACGCUGGUGGUUGGCACGUUCAAGGCAACACAAUGGAACGAGCAAUCUCGAGAAUACGUUGAGAACCCGGAUAUGGGCAUCUACAUAACGGUCGACGAGGUUUUCGACAACGAUCACCGCAUCGUCGCCCAACGCGGCAGCAGCAGGGGCAAAUUCACCUUCUCCGCUGCCGACUCGGGCGACCACCGCCUCUGCUUCACGCCCACCAACGUCCCCGCCACUUCCGGCUUCCUUUUCUCAGGCUCGCAAGUCGGCGGCAUCAAGUUCGAGCUCGACAUGGCUAUUGGAGAGACGUCACAGAUUGAGUCCUCGGAUAAGGAUAAACUGGGUGAAGUGGUGCAGAAGGUGAAGGACAUCAAUGCGCGGUUGCAAGACGUGAGACGUGAGCAGGUGUUUCAGCGGGAGAGGGAGGCGGAGUUCAGGGAUCAGAGUGAGAGUGUUAAUGCGAGGGUGGUAAGGUGGUCGUUGAUACAGUUGGCUGUAUUGGGUGUUACGUGUGCGUGGCAACUCAGCUAUUUGCGCGCGUUCUUCAUCAAGCAGAAGCUUACAUAGCGGUCUCAUAUACUGCACUGCGAAGAUGGUCCUGCAAAGCUAUGAUACCAUGUCAAAUCAUAUUCAGUGCU
Messenger RNA from Baudoinia panamericana UAMH 10762, 797 nucleotides. RefSeq lists its product as uncharacterized. Gene Ontology annotation, biological process: intracellular protein transport; endoplasmic reticulum to Golgi vesicle-mediated transport; Golgi organization. The transcript is spliced from 3 exons. Gene Ontology annotation, cellular component: COPII-coated ER to Golgi transport vesicle; Golgi apparatus; endoplasmic reticulum-Golgi intermediate compartment. The record is from RefSeq and is a predicted model, not a curated record. The coding region runs from base 58 to 726 and encodes 222 amino acids. Lineage: Eukaryota; Fungi; Ascomycota; Dothideomycetes; Mycosphaerellales; Teratosphaeriaceae.